CAUCACUGCUGGAGUACGGUUGCAGAUCAACAUCACUGUUGCAGCACUGUUGCCUCGGUUUAGCAGGGCAGGGCGACACUUUUGAACCCAUUGUCAAAAGGCUACACUUUCCAACGAGCAGGUGUCUGUCUACAAGUCGGCUAUACAUCUUCCACAUCAAGAUGUUGGCGUGCACAAAGAUGAUCACUAUGUGCCUUCAGUCGGCGAAAAAUAAGCAUCUUCGCUCUCAGCAGGAUCAACCGCAGCCACUGCAAAGCCCUGUUAAUGGACUUCCAAUUUUCAAAGAUAUUUUCUGCCGCGCUGACAAAAACGAUGAUGGAAAACUGUCGUUUGAUGAGUUCAAUGCUUAUUUCGCAGACGGGAUUCUCACCACUGAGGAGUUGCAGGAGCUCUUCUACUCCUUAGAUGGGCAGCAGAAUAACAACCUAGAUACCGACAAACUAUCAGAUGACUUUGCUCAACACUUGGGGGGAUAUGUGAAUGUCCUCUCUGCUCUGGAGAUCCUAAAUGUUGCCAUCUUGGAGGCUAUGAACAAAACUAAAAAGGAGUACCAGGACUCCUCUGUGCUGGGACAGUUUGUGACCCGCUUCAUGCUGAGGGAGACCUCCAGCCAGCUGCUCUCUCUCCAAAUGUCCCUGCAGUGUGCCAUGGAGGCCGUGGAAGAGCAGAGCAGGCCCGCACCGAGAGCGGUGGAGGUGGCGGAGCAUCCCUCAGCGCAGAGAAACAGCAGACGAUGUGGCCGCAAGUUUCAGAAGAACAUGUGCCUCUCCCCUAUCCACCCCUACUCAGGCAUCCUCACUACAGGAGUGACCAUGGAGAUUGAUGACCACUGGUGCUCCCAGAUCAACAGGCUCCAGCAGCUAUUGGACAAGCUGGAGUGGCAGGGUCCAAAGUUGGAACCUCUGAAAGAAGAUACGCUGGCCAGUACAUACAAAUCUAACAUCCUGCUGGUGCAGACGCAGAUGACGGCAACGGAGGACCUCGAGGAGUUCCAGAAGCUGCUCAAGAGCUAUGUGGACGCCACGUCCAACCACAGCGACAACUUGCAUGUGUCUAUCCAGAAGCUUGCGGGAAAGUCGUGCUACAUAAUGUAUGAGUUUUGGCAGGAUCGUAUCUCCUGGAUGAGCUACCUGCAGUCCAAUGCCAGUAAGAAAUUCCAGCGCUGUGUCAUUGAUACAUUGGAGGAUUCCGAGCUUGUGUCUACCAUGCUGCUCCCAGCAUCCUGGUGGAUUAUGACUGACUAACUAGCAGCAGACCAUGUAUCCCGUCCCCACAUACACACAACACAACCUCAAGACAAGAAAUUCAACAUUUCAUCCAAGUGUUUCGGUUCAAAGCUACCGGACACGGAACACUGCAUUAAAACAGCAUCUUGCGGCAUCUUUCUUAUGUACCAGUCAAAAGUUUGCACACACCUACUCAUUCAAGGGUUUUUCUUUGUUUUGACUAUUAUCU
Oncorhynchus mykiss (rainbow trout) is the source of this 1455-nucleotide messenger RNA. Its product is annotated as N-terminal EF-hand calcium-binding protein 1-like. Gene Ontology annotation, biological process: regulation of amyloid precursor protein biosynthetic process. NCBI's taxonomy places the organism in Eukaryota, Metazoa, Chordata, Actinopteri, Salmoniformes, Salmonidae. The record is from RefSeq and is a predicted model, not a curated record. Gene Ontology annotation, cellular component: endoplasmic reticulum; Golgi cis cisterna; cytoplasm. Gene Ontology annotation, molecular function: calcium ion binding.